Rosa chinensis is the source of this 1727-nucleotide messenger RNA. RefSeq lists its product as uncharacterized. The coding region runs from base 123 to 1259 and encodes 378 amino acids. The transcript has 7 exons. Gene Ontology annotation, cellular component: cytoplasm; membrane. The record is from RefSeq and is a predicted model, not a curated record. NCBI's taxonomy places the organism in Eukaryota, Viridiplantae, Streptophyta, Magnoliopsida, Rosales, Rosaceae.
CAACCCGAACACGAACCAUAUGAAAACCAAUCUUCUUCAACAUUACCAAGUCGGAGAACGCCGUACCAUCACAGCUAAAACAGAACACCACUAAACUCAACUCGUCCUCUCCCAACUCACUCAUGGCGUCCAUCCACGCCAUAGCUCCCCAGAGCUUCCCAAACGUCCCAAAACCCAAUCCCAGAAAACCCAUUACUUCCCACCCAAAACCCACCUCAAGCUGCAAUCUUUACACCCCCAAACUCCCAAAGACCCAGUCUUUCCCCUUAAACAAUAGGAAACCCACUUGGGUCCUCAACUCGGUGGCCCAACACCAAGAAUGUGACGUCAUCCCAGUUCAGAGCUCUGACUGUGUUGACCAGCAGGAAGGGAUGGUGGUGAGCAGGGUAGAGUGUGAAGGUGUGGAGAGCGAGUUGGUGAGUCAGGUCGGUGGGUUUGGAGCGAGUGAGGGAAGGCUUUCGUUUGAAGGGGCUGGUGGGUUUGGGUCUUCUGGGGUUGGAAAUGAGAGAGGGAAUGAGGAAUUUUACAGGCUUGUGGAUAGGAGUAUUAAUGCCACCAUUGUGCUUGCAGCUGGUACUUUUGCUAUUACCAAGUUGCUCACUAUUGAUCAGGAUUAUUGGCAUGGAUGGACUAUAUAUGAGAUUGUAAGAUACGCACCUCAACACAACUGGACUGCUUAUGAGGAAGCUCUCAAGGCUAAUCCAGUGUUAGCCAAAAUGGUAAUUAGUGGUGUUGUAUACUCUGUCGGGGACUGGAUUGCACAGUGCUUUGAAGGAAAACCUUUAUUUGAGUUUGACCGGGCACGAAUGUUCAGAUCUGGACUUGUUGGUUUUACUCUCCAUGGUUCCCUAUCACACUACUAUUACCAGUUUUGUGAGGAGCUUUUUCCUUUCCAAGGGUGGUGGGUGGUUCCUGUCAAAGUAGUCUUCGACCAAACUAUUUGGGCAGCAAUUUGGAACAGCAUUUACUUUACAGUUUUGGGAUUUUUGCGUCUUGAAUCUCCUAUCAAUAUUUAUAGUGAACUGAAAGCAACAUUCUGGCCCAUGCUGACUGCAGGGUGGAAGCUUUGGCCAUUUGCUCAUCUUAUUACAUAUGGUGUGAUCCCCGUUGAACAAAGGCUCUUAUGGGUGGACUGUGUAGAGUUAAUUUGGGUGACUAUACUCUCAACUUAUUCCAAUGAAAAGUCUGAAGCAAGGAUUUCUGACGCACCAGCUGAAGCAAGUUCCAGCUCUCCUAACAUAAGUCCUCUUGAGGAGUAAAAAUUUGAAAACAACUAGAAUAUGAGGGACUUACAGGAGAGAUUGCUCAAUGAGUAAGUUGAGGACUAAAAUCCACUGAAUGGUGUUCUGUGGCUCGAGAGGUGUAGCAUUGUGGAAAUAUGCCUGGGCUGGUUGAUUAUGGUAGAUAUAUCCUGCACAUAUCUCAGAAUUCCCACGUGUAUGCUAAGUGACACAUCCACUUCUAUAUUGAUCACGAUUCAUCAUACAUAAACUUAGAUAAUUCAACUAAUUUAUGUAAAACCCCAAAAAAGAAAAUAUACCUAGUCAAUGUAAAAUUAACAUGAUUUUUAUAGUAGUUGUAGGAAUCUUUUUUUAUUUGGAUAUCUUCUCUUGGAGCUCAAGAAAAUUGUUGGAUGGGGUUGACAUUUCCCAGUGAUGUAGUGCCGGUGGAGAAGUAUACAGUACAUAAUACAUUAUUGUGUUUAGCAUAAUCAUUUUACAUCCUAA